Molecule: messenger RNA, 1460 nt
Organism: Oppia nitens
Lineage: Eukaryota; Metazoa; Arthropoda; Arachnida; Sarcoptiformes; Oppiidae
Exons: 5
Coding region: 15-1427 (470 amino acids)
Source: RefSeq, a predicted model, not a curated record
AUCCUAAGAUAACAAUGUCUUGUUGUGACAAUUGUCUAAAGGAUGUCAACCGUCAGUAUUACUGUCGGAUUGACAUCAAACAGGUUGACCCCAACCCCAACCCCAACAACAGUAGCGGUGAUAUUAAAUAUCUGUUUUGUCGACACACCGGACCCGUCAAAGUCAAGAAUAUAUUCAGCGUAUGUGUCGAUGGAUAUAAUGAGACAAUUAUUAGUCUAGAGAUACGCAACAACAACAACACUAAUCAGUCAAACGAUACCAAUGAAUGGUUAACUAAAGAUCAUAUCAUAGAUUUUGCUGAUUAUAUCGACUAUACCGACGAACAGAAACGGACGGGUAGUAUUAGGCUUGAGAUACGUCCCAUUCAAGUGACAGUUAAUGUAUCGUUGGCUGGACUGAAACAAACACACAAAUCGGAUGCUAAUCAACAACAAUCACUAGUCGUACCCAUAAUUAUAUUGCCGAUACAGACACCAACUAUCGGUCAAUUGAAACAACAGUUAGCCCUGAAGUAUAUGUUUGAAACGGAAACCGUUUCACUGUAUUUGUCCGAUUCGGGCAAAACUCGACCGCAAGACAACCGCCAGCUAACCGAUGACCAACCCAUAGCUAAUGUCUGGUUUUAUGGCUAUUAUAGCCAAAGUGUUAUUAACAUUGUAUCGACAAAAAGUGUUAAAUAUUUGACUGAUGUUAUCAAUCGAUCAAAUGAUCUAAUCAUUGAAAAGAUGACAACAUUGUUAUCAACGGCUAAUGGCGGACAAAGUGUUAGCAAUCAAUCCGCUGAUGCUGUCAUUACAGCCAAUAACGAUUUAUUGUCUGCAAAGAUGACUGAAUUGUCCGCCACUUUAACGGACACAAUAAGACAAUGUUUUGCUGAACAAACCAAAACUAUAACCCAAGCCAUAACUCAAGCCAUCAUCACUGCUGCCAACAAAUACAACAACAGUGAUUUAAUAACUACCGGAAAACUGAUGGCAUGUCUGACAAAUCAAACCAAACAUUUUAUCAAUGCUCUGGCAGUUAGAGACAAAUAUUUGGCCGAUUUGUUGGCCGACGAAUCGGAAACCCAUAGCCAAUGGACUUGUAAUGAAUCGAUUGUCCGAAUCGAUGACGAUAUCAAUGUUAUAUUAGAUGACAAUCAAUCGAUUGAUAAUACAAUUAUCAGUCAAACGGUAUCGGAAUCGAUGGACAACAACAACACCGACAAUAACAACGACACGACUGAUGUCGUCGGUAUUGAUGAUAAUAAUAUCGAUAUAAGCAAUACAGAUAGUUUGAAUCAAAUAGGAUCUGCUUUAGAGACCAUCAUUAAUAAUGAUGAUGACGAUGACAGUCAAUUGAUCGACCAUUUAUUGGAUACCGAAGCUGUAGUAGUAGUGGUGGCGGCCGACCAGCAACAGGAGGACCAGGAGGAGGAGGAACAGUAGUUUUAGUUAUUAUUAUUAUUUUUUUUUAUAAAA